AUGGUGCCCUUUAUACUCCUCGGCUUGGCCGCGCUUGCCGCAGCCUCGAAGCCCCUUCCCACCGCGAUUAUCGACUCUGGCACCAUCGCCGGAACAACAACCUCUCUCCCCUCAUCGACUGCCAUUGUAAACCAGUACCUGGGCGUUCCAUUCGGAAAGAAACCCAUUCGAUUCAGUCCCCCCGUACCCGCCGAGCGCUGGUCAACCCCAUACAACGCGACAACAUGGGGUCCAGCCUGUAUCCAGGAAGUGAGCGAGUCCGUUCAAUUACUUUUCAACUUGCUGAACAUGCCCCUGCCGCUGGGCGGGGAGGAUGAGGACUGUCUGAACCUCAAUGUCUUCACGCCUGCCAAUGCAUCGGCCGGCUCAAAGGCCGUCCUGGUCUGGAUUUAUGGCGGCGCCUGGCGCAAUGGAGCUUCUGCUGAGCCUCAGUAUGACGGAUCGAGCUUUGCGGCGAACCAAGAUGUAGUCGUUGUCUCGAUCAAUUACCGCACCAAUGCCUUUGGAUUCCCUGCAGAUGAAAGCAUCCCAAAGAAGGAACGGAACCUGGGUCUUCUCGACCAAAGACUCGCCCUCGACUGGGUCCACCGCAACAUCGCCGGACUGGGCGGCGACCCGUCAAAAGUAACAAUCAUGGGCGAAAGCGCCGGAGGAAGCAGCGUCGACGCCCUCAUCCUCGCGCCCCCCUCGCCCCUCCCUUUCCGCGCAGCAAUCAUGGAAUCAGGCCAAUCAUCCGUGAAAACACCGCUCGACGCCAAGCCCUCAAGCUACAAGAAAUCCUGGGCGAAGCUCGUCCAAAGCGCAAACUGCACAACCGACACCCUGAGCUGCCUCCGGAGCCUCCCCGCCACAACCAUUAAAACAAUCGCAACGAAAAACUCCCUAACCUUUGGCCCCAUACCAGAUGACGGCCUCACCCUCCCCUCGCACCCCCGCGCCAAACGCUCAAAUUCCACAACCAACACCUCAUCUAUCGCCCGCGUCCCCGUGUUGAUAGGCAACAACGCCGACGAAGGAAAGACUAGCGUAAUCGGCCAAAACGACGCGCGCAAAUUCCUCCAACCACUCAUCGGCAACUUCACCGACGCCCUCCUGGCAAAAUAUCCCCUCGGCUCACCAGGCGCACACACAGAAAAUGACCGCCUAGCCCUGAUCGUCACGGAAUUCCAGAUGCAAUGCCCCGUCGCGGCCUACGCGAACGCAAGCGCGAACGCAGGCAUCCCGACCUGGCGAUACCUGUUUAAUGCGAGUUUCCCGAACAACGAGAAGGGCUUCGGGGCGUACCAUACUGCAGAGAUUCCGUUCGUGUUCGGCACUUACCCUACGGCCAACCAGACGCGGUUUGAGAAGGAGGUUAGCUUUGAGAUGCAGAGGGCCUGGGCAGAUUUUGCGAAGGACCCCUUCCACGGGCCUGGCUGGGCGCCUGAGCCGGCUGUUGGUCUUUUUGGGGAUGGGGUUAAGGCUGGCAUGAGUGAAAAGGGGAAGGCACCGCUUAGGAUGAUUCAGUCGAGGCAGCUCGAUUUUAGGUGUCCGCUUUAUUUACCCUUGUAUACCUGA
Messenger RNA from Penicillium argentinense, 1557 nucleotides. Its product is annotated as carboxylesterase/lipase family protein. The coding region runs from base 1 to 1557 and encodes 518 amino acids. NCBI's taxonomy places the organism in Eukaryota, Fungi, Ascomycota, Eurotiomycetes, Eurotiales, Aspergillaceae. The record is from RefSeq and is a predicted model, not a curated record. Gene Ontology annotation, molecular function: cholinesterase activity. The transcript has 2 exons.